AUGUUGCGAAUGCUACUUGUGCGCCAGAAAGGCACGGACUAUUCACCCAACGUCAGCUGUGGCAUGUUCACGGGCCGCGUUCUCCAGUUGCACAAAUCCGCCUUCGGCGGCGAGCGAGGGAGCUGGCGAAGCUUGGCCGGCGUGCCGAGGCACGCCCCCAGCUUCUCCAAGCCGCUGCUGCUGGCUGCCAGUUGUUUGGCAGCGGCUGCCGCCUUGUCCUGGGCUCCUGCCCUCACCUACGACUUCCAGGGUGGCUUCUUCAUGGACGAUGCCAUGAUUCAGAAAAACCCCAACGUCUAUGAAGAGCUGAAUUGGCGCCGUCUCUUUCGGACCGAUUACUGGGGCCUGGACAUGUUUGAGGGACCUUGGACGCAUAAGUCCUUCCGACCCCUGACCGUGCUGACCUUCCGCUGGAAUCAUGCGAUUCACGAUUUCAGCGGCUCGGGCUUCCACAUCGUAAAUGUUCUGCUGAACGCGGCAUGUGCUGUGCUCCUGGCCGUGUUUGGGCAGCAUGCUGGUCUCAGCCUAGACUGGGCGGUGCUGCUGGGAGCGCUGUUCUUGGCACAUCCGAUCCACACGGAGAGCGUGCUCUACAUCGUGGGCAGGGCUGACCUCCUUUGCUUGCUGCUGGUGCUGUUGGCAGCCCUCAUCUACGCGCCCUGCAUCAAAGAGCAGCGGGGUUUUGCUGCCCUGGCUCCGGUGCUGGCCGUUUCUGCCUCGGCGCUGCUCGUUGCAGCAGGGCUCUGCAAGGAGACAGGCUUCUGCUUCUUUGGGCUGCUGGCCGGAUGGGAGAUUCUCAGAGGUUUGACGAGCACGAGCCAAUCGCAAGUCUUCCGCGCACUCCGCUUGGUUGCCAUCCUGUUGAUGGGCAUUGCUGCUUGCGGUGUCAGAGUCUGGUACACUGGUGGGACAGCGAUCGACAACAUGGAUCCUCACAGUAAUCCUGUCGCUGUUCACACUGAUCGGUGGGUCCGCUUGCGUAGCUACGCCUUGGUGCAUGGCAUCUAUGCCAAACUUUUGGUGUUUCCUACCUUCCUCAGCUAUGACUACUCCUUUGAUGCCAUUCCUCUGGUCUUUGACGCCACGGACCUGCGCUUACUGCUGCCACUGACGGCCUACCUCGGCUUUGGAAUCCUUCUGGUCCUCUCACUUGCGGUGCUACGGCCAAAGGCAUGCCGGUCACCAGCAGAGGGCCCGAUCAUUGGGCUGGCGAUUCUCAUCCUGAGCUUUGUUCCCAUGUCCAACAUUCUCUUUCCAGUUGGCACAAUGAUUGGCGAGCGGCUCCUCUACAUCCCUUCAGCAGGGCUGCUGACAACGCUGGUGUGCCUGGCCCACCGAUCUGCUUGUCCUCGGCUCCUCUCAUCUCUGCUGCUUUUGGCUGGAGGCCUGGCUGUUUGGCGUAGUGCCCUUAGAGUUCCAGAGUGGAAGGACUCAGACAGCAUCACCACUGCAGAUGGAAUGACCCAGCUGCGCUCAGCAAGAGUGCAGUUCAACCUUGCCAACGUGUAUCUGAAGGCCAAGCAAUACGAUGAGGCGCUGGCCACGUAUCAGCGUGCCAUCGACAUUGAUCCCACGGAUCAUGAUGCCCUGCCUCUCUACCAUGCCGGGCAAAUCCUCUUCUUCAAGGGGCGGCAUCAGGAAGCUGCCAGAUAUUUAGAGAAGGCCGUCAACGGCUAUUUCAGCCCCUUGACUAUUCAGGAAGAAGAGAUCUGGCAUGACUACGCGCUCUCCCUGUUCUUUAUGCAGAAGCCGCAAGCUUCAGUUGCUCAUUUUCAGAAGGCCUUGGCGAUAAACCCAGGCUUCACCAAGGCCUUGAACAACAUGGCCUGUGCUGCUGGGCUGGGUGCCGUCACAGGCGCUCUGUCGAAGGAGUACUACCAACAUGCCAUCAACGCAUUGGACCAGGCGGUGCGGAUAGAUCCCGGCAAUGUCCUAUAUUGGCGCAAUGCCGUCGCCUUGAUGAUGGCAGGAGGUGACCAGCAGCGAGCCACUGUCACCUGGAACCAGCUUGUCGCAAUGAACCCACAGGGCGCGGGCCAGCCGCCCAGCGACUGCAGUUGGGAGUUCUACUUCAGAUGA
Symbiodinium natans is the source of this 2079-nucleotide messenger RNA. The record is from the annotation of a GenBank genome assembly. Lineage: Eukaryota; Dinophyceae; Suessiales; Symbiodiniaceae.